AGAAGAUAUGCUUUUUCCAUUCAUUUUAUUUAUUCUCUGUUCCUUCCUUUAUUUCCUUCAAAAAUUGAGUUUUGCACUAAACAAACCCGUUAAUCCUAAGAGGGUCAUUAGCAAAUUAUGCAGGAUUUUGCAGCAACCACUGAAAACUCGAAAACAGAGGAGCUUUCAAACAGUUCCAAUAAUCCAGAAAUUAACCAAGCUGAUCAACAAACACAGGGAGAAGUUAAGGAGAGCGACAAUUUAGAUACUAAAUGUGGAGAAAAAGAAGAGAAAGGUGCUGAAGUUGUAGUAGAUAUUGAUAACAAAUCAGAGAGUAGUGAUGAAAAUCAAGGAACAGAAAAAGUAUGUCGAAUAUGUCAUUUGAAUGAUGAGUCCAUGGAAAUUUUGCAGCUUGGUUGUGAUUGUAAAGCAGAGCUUGGUGUUUGUCAUCGCCAUUGUGCUGAAGCAUGGUUCAAUCAGAGAGGCAACAGAUCAUGUGAAAUAUGUGGGAAAACAGCAAAAAAUGUGGAAACAAGAACAUUAGCAGAAAGGCAGAACAGAAUAAUGGUGAUAGAAUGGAACCAAAGGGCAGAAGAAGCCAGAAGAAGUUCAUAUCUAACCAAUUCCUCUGCAACACACGAUGAUUGUAGAUGGAGAUGUCAACAAUCCUGCUGUAAUUUCCUGCUUGCUUGCUUUGUCAUUGCCUUUACUCUCCCAUGGUUCUUCCGACUUAAUUUGCCUUAACAAAAUACACACUCAAAUUUCUCUGUUCAUGGGCUAAUACAUAUAACAGUACUGCUAGGCUAUUACUCUUACUCAAUUAUACUCCUUUCGCCAUACCAAAGGAAAUGUUUCACGGGUGUGUUUGGUAUGACAAAGUCAUUUCUCAUAAUGUGCUCAUUUUCUAGUACUUGGUUACCAUAUAGCAUUUUCAUCGAUAUAUUAUGGGUGGAAAUCAUUUGGCUUCCAGGU
Molecule: messenger RNA, 951 nt
Organism: Solanum dulcamara
Lineage: Eukaryota; Viridiplantae; Streptophyta; Magnoliopsida; Solanales; Solanaceae
Exons: 2
Coding region: 118-723 (201 amino acids)
Molecular function (GO): zinc ion binding
Source: RefSeq, a predicted model, not a curated record